This is a messenger RNA of Fonsecaea multimorphosa CBS 102226, 1596 nucleotides long. RefSeq lists its product as uncharacterized. Lineage: Eukaryota; Fungi; Ascomycota; Eurotiomycetes; Chaetothyriales; Herpotrichiellaceae. Gene Ontology annotation, biological process: carbohydrate transport; transmembrane transport. Gene Ontology annotation, molecular function: carbohydrate:proton symporter activity. Gene Ontology annotation, cellular component: membrane. The record is from RefSeq and is a predicted model, not a curated record. The coding region runs from base 1 to 1596 and encodes 531 amino acids. The transcript is spliced from 9 exons.
AUGGGGAAACUCAUUCCCAAUGCCUUUAACCUGGCAGUCGUCAUCUUUGUCGCGCUGGGUUCGACAUCCUGUUCCUAUGGAAUGGCCAUCAUCGGCUCUACUAUAGGACAACCCAGCUUCUACAGAUCUCUCCACCUUGCUCCUGACGGCGAGCCCGGCUACAGUCGCACCACUCAAUAUAUCGGUGCUUUCAAUGGUGUAAACUCUGCGGGAUCUGCCAUCGGCGCAGCGGCCUGUGCUUAUUGUGCCGACAAAUUUAGUCGCAAGCACACCAUCCAGGUGGCAGCAGUAAUUCUUACUAUUGGGGCAGCUAUUUGCGCAGGUGCCGUGGACAAUGCCAUGUUCUUGGUCGGUCGUGUCAUCAAUGGCCUGGGUAUCGGUGCUUUGGUGACUGCGAUCCCCAUGUACCAGGCCGAGGUGUCAACACCAGAAAGUCGCGGCUUCAUGGUCUCGAUGCAUGGAGUCAUGUUCGCAAUGGGCUACACUCUUUCCGGUUUCAUCGGCUUUGGAGUAUACUUCAUAUCGGCAAGCGGAUCGCAAUCAUCAUUCCCAUGGCGGUUCCCCAUCGCAUUCCAGAUGGUCCCGGCUCUCCUCCUGCUCGCGGGCUCUCCCUGGCUACCAUACAGUCCCCGCUGGCUCAUGAUGCACAAGCGCUAUGACGAAGCCCAUGAAGUGAUCAAGCGUCUGCAUAGGUCAAAAGAAGACCCUCAUGACUCUCUUGCCCGCAAGGAGUACUAUCAAAUGAAGAAGCAAGUUGAGUUAGACCACCAGAUCAAAGCCACAACUUCCAAGUGGGAAGUCUUCAAGACGGCACCAAAUAGGAGACGAGCUCUCGUGGGUUUCAUGCUCAUGUGGAACAAUCAAUUCACGGGCGUCUUGAUCAUCGCAAACUAUGGGGUUAUUCUUUACACCCAACUCGGCAUGACGGGGUUCUGGCCACUGCUGCUCAGUGCCUUGUGGGUCUUGUCGACAUUCCCUGGGAACAUCUUCUGUGCUUUCUUCGUCGAAAAAUUCGGCCGACGGAGGUUCAUGCUGAUCGGAUUGAGUGGUAUUCUUGUCAGUCUGAUCUGUGAAAUUGCCAUUCAGGCAACCUACUUGGGCUCCACCAACCAUGUGGCUCUGGAUUUCGGAGUCUUCUUCAUAUUCUUGUUCAUCACACCUUUUUGGUCGACUUUCAUGGAUGCCAGCCAGUUCCUCUAUGUGUCUGAAAUCUUUCCGACGCAUAUCCGCAGCCAGGGUAUGGCUGUCGGUAUGUGCGGUCUCUAUCUGGCAGACAUCAUCCUGCUCGUAGCAGGUCCGAUCGCGCUGAACAAUAUCGGCUGGAAAUUCUUCCUGGUUUUGAUCAUCCCUACGGCUUUCCACAUUGCCUUCGUCUACUUCAUGUGCCCUGAAACCAAGGGCCGAAGCUUGGAAGACAUCAAUGCCCAAUUUGGCGAGCAGGUUGCUAUCCACUUCUAUGGCGCCACCGACGCCGAAAAGGAGGAGAUGGAAAGAGCUGCACAACAAGAUGAGGAAGAAGAACUCCGCAAACGUGGCUCAAUGGGUGAAAAGGCUACCGGUGUACAAGAGCACGAGCUUGUGGAACCGAAGGCCUAA